GGAGAAAGGGGAUCCGACAUGGACUAACAAGAAAUGGGGCUCGGACGGGGCCACCGCCAACAGCAAGAGCCCUCACUGUGCGCGCACACCGGGCGGGGCAAGGCAGGCGUGUGAGAAUAACCCCAGUUCCCGGGAGGGAUCUCGCCACUUACACGGAGGAGGGGGGGGACGGUCCUCUUCGAUGCUGCCGGGGACAGAAUCCCAACGUCCUUCUCCCCCUCACCCCCUCCCUAAGAGCUCGGGGCAUAUGAGGGGAAAGAUGAGCAGCUCGGAGCCCCCCGAGGCGGGAGAGACCCGGUGAGCAGGGACAAAAUGAGCGAGGAAGCCCCCCCGGAGGAUGACAGCUACAUUGUGCGUGUGAAGGCGGUGGUUAUGAGCAGGGAUGACUCCAGUGGGGGGUGGCUACCACAUGAAGGAGGCGGACUGAGCCGCGUUGGUGUCUCCAAGGUUUACCCAGAGGGCAGUGGGAGGAGCAAUUUUCUCAUCCAUGGGGAAAGACUGAAUGACAAACUGGUCUUAUUGGAAUGUUAUUUGAAGAAGGACUUGGUCUACUGGAAAGCAACUCCAACAUUUCAUCACUGGUUAGUUGACAACAGGAGGUUUGGCCUCACCUUUCAGAGUCCCGCUGAUGCAAGAGCCUUCGACAGAGGAGUCCGCAAAGCCAUUGAAGACCUCACAGAAGGAUCUACGACUUCUUCUUCCACAAUCCAUAAUGAGGCAGAGCUUGGGGAUGAUGAUGUGUUUGCUACCAGCACUGACAGCUCUUCUAACUCAUCACAGAAGCGAGAGCCCCCAGUGAGGACCAUCGCAUCUCCUUUGCCUGGCGGACAUUGCCGAUACAGCACUCUGAGCAACAUCGAUCUUCCUGGUUUUGAACAUUACCCCACAGAACAAUCAUUGCCUCGGCCUCAUCGACACGUCAGCUUCCCAGAUGAUGAUGAUGAAAUAGUGCGCAUCAAUCCAAGGGAAAGGAACUGGCUCACUGGCUAUGAGGAUUAUCGCCAGGCGCCCAUUCAUCGCAAAUACCCAGAUACUGAGAGCAUUGACUCUUAUGUUCGGUUUGCUAAAAGCGAAUCUACGAAACAUGAUUACAACUACCCAUAUGUAGAUCACACAAACUUUGGCAUAUCCAAAGACCUGAAGACCUCUGUUAUAAACACCCAGCCUUCAAGGUGCUCAUCCAGGAGAAAAGAUGGAGAGAGGUCCAGAUGUAUUUACUGCAGGGAUAUGUUUAACCAUGAUGAAAACCGCCGAGGGCAGUGCCAGGACGCCCCAGAUUCGGUGCGAAACUGCAUCCGCCGCGUUAGCUGCAUGGGAUUUGCAGACUGUGUGCUCUAUCACUGCAUGUCUGACUCAGAAGGGGAUUACACAGACGCUUGUUCUUGUGACACCAGCGAUGAAAAGUUUUGCCUUCGGUGGAUGCUCCUUAUCCCCUUAUCCAUCAUCGCACCGGGCAUGUGCUGUUACCUCCCUCUGCGGGCUUGCUAUAACUGUGGUGUCAUGUGUGGCUGCUGCGGAGGGAAACACAAAGCAGCUGGAUGAUCGCGUGGAAUCCAAGGACUUGUUAAUCUUAUGCAUCUUUCAUGAUCUAUUGGGAAGCGCCUUGACGUGGAACACUCGGUUCCAACCUUUGGGUGCAGCUUGCCCCAACUUGAAAAGCAGUUUUAUUAAGCCACAGUGAAUUCAGCUAAGGUGUCUAACAAACUCAUUUCCAGCUCGGAAAGAUGAAAUGCUAAACCGGUAAGGAGGAGAAGGCAUUUUGAGCGGCUUUAGUUCUUGCCAUUGAAAAUUCAGGUGUAUAGUAUGAAUGUGGAGAAUCUAAAUCUGUCAAGCCUCAACUUGCCUGAAAUGUAUCACCUGUAAAUAGCUUUGGCACUUUCAGAAAUGUGGUAUGUCAACAACACUUCUGCUAAUGGGGGCUCGGAUUGGGUAAAGAUGGAAAUAAAUCCCCCUUAUAAGUAUUUUAA
Messenger RNA from Xenopus tropicalis (tropical clawed frog), 1967 nucleotides. RefSeq names its product sprouty related, EVH1 domain containing 2 (gene spred2). Gene Ontology annotation, cellular component: plasma membrane; cytoplasm; membrane. Lineage: Eukaryota; Metazoa; Chordata; Amphibia; Anura; Pipidae. Gene Ontology annotation, biological process: regulation of signal transduction; negative regulation of intracellular signal transduction. The record is from RefSeq and is marked validated.